Molecule: messenger RNA, 1434 nt
Organism: Spodoptera littoralis (African cotton leafworm)
Lineage: Eukaryota; Metazoa; Arthropoda; Insecta; Lepidoptera; Noctuidae
Source: the annotation of a GenBank genome assembly
AUGGCGCGAGCACUGUGGGCUCUGUUCAUUUUUCAAGUAUUUAUUCAUGCCGAGGGCUUCUUCCACCGGUAUCCGAAAUUGAACCUCGGCGAGCGCGAUGGAGGUGAUGCAGGCAGGCCUCUGUUCCUCACCCCGUACGUCGAGAGCGGGAAAAUUGAAGAAGGGAGACGUCUGGCUCGCGUGCCCUUCACGGAGAGUCUUCGUAUCAAGAGUUACUCCGGAUAUUUCACCGUGAACAAGCAAUACAAUUCCAACCAAUUUUUCUGGUACUUCCCUGCGAUGGUACCCAAUAAUACGAACGCCCCCGUUAUAGUGUGGCUGCAGGGAGGCCCUGGUGCUACAUCUUUGUACGGUCUGUUCACGGAGAAUGGACCUAUCAGAGUACGUCGCAAUAAAUUCGAGAGAAGGAAGUAUAACUGGGCUGUGAGUCACCAUAUAAUCUACAUCGACAACCCUGUGGGUACAGGGUUUAGCUUCACAAAUGACAGCCGAGGGUACUGCACGGAUGAGACACAGGUUGGUGAGCAGUUGUACUCCACACUCAUACAGUUCUUCCAGCUGUUCCCUGAACUGCAGCAGAACAAAUUCUUUGUGACUGGUGAGUCUUAUGGAGGGAAGUAUGUUCCUGCCCUCGCAUACACUAUUCAUAAAAAGAAUCCAACAGCCAAGCUGAAGAUAAACAUGAAGGGAAUUGCUAUUGGUAAUGGUCUGAGUGAUCCAGAACAUCAACUGGUGUAUGGAAAAUAUUUGUACCAAAUAGGCCUUAUUGACUCAAAUGGAGCAAAACUAUUUGAGGAAUAUGAAAAUAAAACUAAAAACUUCAUCAGACAAGGAAAAUGGGACGAUGCGUUCGCCACAUUUGAUACUCUGUUGAAUGGUGACAUGAUUGAUGGUAAGAGCAUAUUCACAAACCUGACCGGCUUCAAUUUCUAUUUUAACUUCUUGCAUACAAAGGACUACACUCAGUUUGAAGAUUUUGGGCCCAUGUUGCAAAAGUCUGCAGUUAGAAAAAUGAUCCAUGUUGGAGACUUGCCUUUCCACAAUGGCACUGAAGUUGAAAAACAUCUGAAGCAGGAUGUUAUGAAGUCAGUAGCGCCAUGGAUAUCAGAGCUGUUAGACCAUUACUAUGUGGUCGUUUACAAUGGUCAGCUAGACAUCAUUGUGGCUUAUCCUUUGACAGAGAACUACCUUAAAAACUUAAACUUCACUGGAGCUGAAGAUUAUAAGACUGCUAAAAGGUAUGUUUGGAAGGUGGAUGGAGAAGUUGCUGGCUAUGUGAAGCAAGCUGGUAAACUGGUGGAGAUUCUGGUGAGGAAUGCAGGACAUAUGGUGCCCGGAGACCAGCCCAAAUGGGCACUAGAUCUGAUCACUCAUUUUACUCAUGAGAAAAUGUUUUAUAAUCCUAAAAAGGCUGUGCACUUAGGAAUAAAUUGA